AUGGCUUCCGCACAUAUAGCAACGGACCUACGCUAUCUCACCGAUGCGGCCCAUCUACUGCGAAACUCGGCGCCAGACACGGCCGCCCACCUCAUGAGGCAUCGCGCGGGCCUCAUGUCCCACAACAACCUCUGCCAGCAUGAGCUGCAGCGCCAGCACGUUUGCUCGGCCUGCGGAAACAUCAUGGUUCCGGGGCAAGAUACGGGGGUGAGGCUCGAGUCGUCCUGCACUAGGACGAGGAGGCCAUCUGGGAAGAAGACGGACUUGCGCUCGGCUUCCAAGUCGAAGGGAGUCGCACCACACUCUUCCGACGAGGGACCAACCAAGGUAUUGACAUGCGGCCGCUGUCAUCGAGUCACCCGAGUCAACCUUCCCGCUCCACCUUCCGCUGUUCGUCCGCAGGCGACGAAGAAGAAGGUGAAGAUGGCUACCGAGUCAUCGGCUGCAUCAUCGAGCAAGUUGUCGACGAAUGCCAGCAGCAAGAAGCGUGCAAAGAAUCGCAAAGCCGGCCUUCAAGCUCUGCUCUCUGGCCAGCAACAACAGUCGGCGUCGCUGAGCCUGGCCGAUUUUAUGAGGAAAUGA
This is a messenger RNA of Drechmeria coniospora, 582 nucleotides long. RefSeq lists its product as uncharacterized. NCBI's taxonomy places the organism in Eukaryota, Fungi, Ascomycota, Sordariomycetes, Hypocreales, Ophiocordycipitaceae. Gene Ontology annotation, biological process: RNA processing. The coding region runs from base 1 to 582 and encodes 193 amino acids. The record is from RefSeq and is a predicted model, not a curated record. The transcript has a single exon.